Messenger RNA from Patiria miniata (bat star), 1249 nucleotides. RefSeq lists its product as uncharacterized. The transcript is spliced from 2 exons. The record is from RefSeq and is a predicted model, not a curated record. NCBI's taxonomy places the organism in Eukaryota, Metazoa, Echinodermata, Asteroidea, Valvatida, Asterinidae. Bases 1 to 1215 code for a protein of 404 amino acids.
AUGUGUACAUUCUGGGUUAUAUCACCCAGUGUGCUGUGGGGUCUGCUACUCUGUCUGACAGCAGUGGAAGCCCAGCCGAGGAUUGAGAUCGCUCCUCAAACGACCACCGUCGUGGCAGGACGUACCGCUAUCCUGCACUGCAAAGUCGUCAACAAGGGUAUGUACACGGUCAACUGGAUCAAACACCACGGGGUUACAAGUCGGUCAGCAGGUGAACUUGGCUGCUCCACGGAGAGGGGGGAGCCGGCAGCGCGUCUAAACUGGACCCUGGACGGAGCAGAGCUCCCAGUAAAACUGACCGAGUCAACUCCAGGGUUUAUUGAGCUGAACUUCGCCAGGAAUGUCACCGUGGCGGACGACGGGAGGAGUUUCAUCUGCACCUUGACGCACGAACUCCUUCCAGAACCGAGGAUGUGCGAAGUAGGACCUCUUGAUGUGGUCUACCCGCCCGUAGAGACGACCAUCUCAGCCACGCCGCUUGUUCCUAAGGAGGGUGGGACUCUUUUCCUGAUCUGCGGUGCGACGGCUAACCCAAUGUCGGAUAUCAGUUAUACUUGGUACAUCACCCCGCCAAGCCCAGAGAUUGGAGAGAGUCAAGCGAGCAGAGUGGAUAGACCCGGGGCUACCGGUAAUUUAUGGGUCCUGAGAGAUGUGGCUUACGAGGAUGAAGGCACUGUGGUUGUCUGUGAGGCAAGGAACGGUCUAGGAGCACUCAAUGCCUCCUUCGCCAUUGAUGUCUUCAAGAAAACCACGCCUCCCCCGCGCCCAACACCACCCAUUGUGGUCCCAACCAAAGCCCCGCCUCCAGCCACUCCUGAGCCUAAAUCAGGCUCCCUGAUCACAGCUCCUUACGUCAUCAUUCUCAUACUGAUAGCUGCGGCCUUGCUGCUACUGACCAUCGCUUUGGUCAUCUUUGUCGUUAAGAGGAAGAAGCGACCGACCCAAGCCGUCAUCACAGUGACUGAUCUAGACAACAUCCACGCUGACGUGCAUUCCUUAGCUUCCUUUGGUGGCAUCUCUCGGACAGGCACGCCUUAUCUCGACCGUGUCGACUAUGAACUCAAUCGUAGUCGCUCCCACAGCAGGGACAUGUUCGACAGCGUAAGCUUGGACUCAGCCUCUGCUCUGGUCAACAUUAACAGGUCGCACUCUCGAGACUCCCCUACCCACAGGAAGUACAGUGUCGACUCCCUAGGCAAAACCCCUCCGUCAUGAUCAUGGCCACCAUGAGUACCGCAGCCCCAGCAAU